AUGCGCAGUAAAACAGCGACGCCCCUCGCCCCGCCCAUAUGCCGAGCGCGUGCCUUUAAGCUUUAGGGUACAGUCGUAGCGCCGAAAAACGCCAUGAACCCGCUGGAAGACGACGAUGCUAUGUUCUUAGCUGAUAUGUUAUUGGACGAAUGUAAGGCGGCAAAAGUUCCAGAAACGGAGCCUUCUGCGUGUAUGUGGGCUGAACAGGAUGAAGAAGGGAACCCUCUUCCAAAACGGAGAAGAACGGUGGAGAACCGGAAGCGAGGUUCUCCCAAAGGUACGUUUGCUGGUGCAUUGAGGCAGUCUGUGGAGCCACAACAACAGGCACAAGCUUCUGUCGGGGAGACGAUAUCAGAGUCUUCAGCCACUGAAGAAUCAGCAGCCAGUCGUGUAGUGAAAGGAAACAUUCCAGGUGGUGAAAUGCAAAUUCAGAUUGUAGCUGUAGAAGGAGGAGUAAAUGUGAACAGACUCUGUAUUGGAGAUCACCAACCCGAAGAGCCGUCAACAGCCUCUGCUGAUGCGCGUGAGUCUGUCACAGCCAUUCCCAGAGAUCCUGCCGAUUGGCCAGCAAACCUGACGGAUUCUGACAGGAUGGAGUUGGUCCAGCGAGGCCCUUAUGAGAUCCAAUCGGGCUUCAAUUUCCCCAAAAACCAGGACGGAAGGAGUUGCCAUCACCAUUACUUUUUCAGAAAAUUAUCCAACGGGGAGCGGAUUAAAAGAACAUGGCUGAUGUAUUCCCCCAAAAAAGACAGCUUGUUCUGCUUCUGCUGCAAACUCUUUUCUCAGAAAUCAUUUAAGUUGAGAACCGGUGGGGGUAUGACCGACUGGAAAAACUGCACCGACAUACUGAAGAUGCAUCAGAACAGUGCUGAGCAUACGAAGAAUAUGUGUUCAUGGAAAGAUCUGGAAACCUGUGUUACAAAGGGUCAAACACUUGACAAAGCUGAGCUGGCUCUAAUCAUCGCUGAAACGAGAAGGUGGAGAGAGGUUCUCACCAGAUUAGUAGCCAUCAUUCAGUCCCUGGCAGAGCGAAACCUUGCUCUGAGAGGGUCAACAGACAGACUUAAUGAAGCUGAUAAUGGGAACUUUUUAAAGGAAGUGGAGCUCAUGGCUCAGUUUGAUCCAGUCCUGAAGGAGCACAUGGCUCUGGUGGAAGGAGGAGCCGAUCACUCGUCUUACCUUGGAGAAACCAUUCAAAAUGAGCUCAUCGACUGUAUAAGUGAGAGGAUUCUGAAAUCUAUUUUGAGCGAAAUAAGCAAGUCCAAAUACUUCAGCAUUAUUUUAGACUGCACCCCGGAUUUGAGCCACAGGGAGCAAAUAUCGCUAAUAAUUCGAAUUGUUGCUCUGGAAGGGACUCCACAAAUCAAAGAACACUUCGUAGGAUUUCUCGAGGCAGAAGAAACGAGUGAAGAAGGCCUCUCAGCUCUCGUCUUCAAAAAACUCAGAGAGCUCAAUAUUCCAUUCUACAACUGUCGAGGACAGGCUUAUGACAAUGGCACAAACACGAUGGGGAAGAACCAGGGAGUCCAAGCCAGACUGCGCCAGAUUAACCCGAGGGCGUUGUAUGUGCCUUCUAUAGCACACACGGUGAAGCUGGUGGUGUCUGAUGCAGCAAGGAGCUCUGCUGAUGCAGAUGCCUACUUUGGUUACCUGCAGAAACUCUUUAACUUCUUCGCUGCAUCUACUUCGAGGUGGUCCAUUUUGAAAAACUACGUUGACACAGAUUUGAAAUUGCGGCUGGAGACUCGAUGGGAGACUCGAGUCAGCAGUGUGGCAGUUGUUAGAUUCCAGCCUGCAAAGGUGAGAGAUGCUCUGCUGGAGCUUAGAGAGAGCGCUGCAGAUCCAGACGUCCUAGUUGAAGCUCAGUCCCUGGCAGAAGAAGUCGGAUCUUUCCGGUUUUCAAUAUGCAGUGUGGUGUGGAACGGCAUUCUUUCAAAAAUCCAGAACGUGAGCAAACUUCUGAAAUCUCAGAACAUGGAGGUGGAUGUCGCUGUGGAUCUCCUGAAACAAGCAGAAGCCUCGCUCGCUGCCUACAGAGACGAUGGCUUUGCUGCAGCCCAGACGUGCGCUAAAAAAAUGUGUGAAGAGAUGAGUGAGGAAGCUGCUCUCAAACGGAAACGCCUCCGAAAUACCCAAGAGCAGUUCUCCUACGAGGCCCUUGAUGAGUCUAUGUCUGACGCGAUGCAAAAAAUGGAGGUCUCAUUUUUCAACUUGGUUGUAGAUAAGGCUAUUGCGUCAUUAAGAGAGAGAGCAGAAAUGAUGCGCAAAGUUGCUGGUAAGUUCAGUGUUCUCAACAAUUUCACUGAUCUGCCAGCUCUGGAGCUUGAAAAGCAAACCAAUAUCCUGUGCAGAACCCUCACAUCUGGAGAUUGGACAGACCUGAACAGUGAGGAGCUGUUGGUGGAGAUGAAGUCUUUUCCACCACGGCCAAAAACAAAGAUGACCAUGUUAGAGUAUCUUGCUUUCCUGGAGGAAAAACGCUUGACAGAGGUGUACCCAAACUUGUGGGUCGCAUUGAGAAUCGCUCUCACCAUCCCGACCACUGUGGCAUCUGCAGAGAGAAGUUUCUCCAAGCAGAAGCUGCUCAAAACAUAUUUAAGGUCUGCAAUGUCACAGGAGCACCUCAACGGACUGGCAAUUAUCAGCAUUAACCGGGACGUGGCAGGAGAGAUUUCGUAUGACGAAACCAUAGAUGCCUUCGCUGCACGCAAAGCCAGAAGUUUGAGGUUUUAAAACUUGUUUAGGAAACCUGUUUUUGUUCAUUUUGGUGUAAUUGUUAAUAUUUAGUUUCUUUCUCUCCUUCAAUCUUUUGCACUAAACUUGUUAGCUUCAGUCAUUUUAGAAUUUUCCUUUUUUUUUUAGAUUUUUUUGUAUUGCAGUUGUAAUAAUUUUGUUAAACGGUUAUGUCUAUUGACAUUUUUUUAUAUUCUUUUAGUCCCACUGUUGUCUUUAACACUAAAUGUAUAUAUAUUUUUUUGCAUAUUACUUUGAUUAGUUAAUAUUACCAAACGUAUACUAUUUUACAUUCUUAUCAUAAAUGCUUAUUGUUUGUGAUUUUGAAAAUUGCAUUAUUUCCAGUGUUUGAAUAAAAUGUUCUUGCAACUUGA
Messenger RNA from Oryzias melastigma (Indian medaka), 3107 nucleotides. RefSeq names its product zinc finger MYM-type protein 1. Lineage: Eukaryota; Metazoa; Chordata; Actinopteri; Beloniformes; Adrianichthyidae. The coding region runs from base 94 to 2733 and encodes 879 amino acids. The transcript has 5 exons. Gene Ontology annotation, molecular function: protein dimerization activity. The record is from RefSeq and is a predicted model, not a curated record.